CGACUCCAUUGAAGCGGAAAAGGUCAGAGCUCGAUCUGUCUCAUUCCCAAGGACGAGACAUGGCGUCUGCUUCGUCGGAUCCCAAGUACAAGAAACAGAAAGUUACCGUCGACGUCUUAUCCAAGCCGAAACCAUCCCCCACCAAGAAGAUUGGCACGUCAAAGUCGGCGGCCCUCGCGACCGGUGAGGAUCCCCAGAACGCGAGUGAGGAGUUCCCCGACGGUUCUUUUUAUUGCCAUCAAUGUGCGCGUAAGAAGGAUGUCAAGGAUGGCCUUCAAUGCACUAUGGCCACCGCCAAGGGCCGCUGCAGAGGUCGCUAUUGCAAGCGUUGCCUCACUAAUAGGUACGGCCUCGACAUGGCCGGUAUCAUGUCGGACGGUACUGCCAGCCGAACGAAGGAGCACGUCAAAGGCACAAUGUUCAUUUUCAAGUGCCCUAAAUGUAAGGACGCCUGCAAUUGUCGCUACUGUCGCAAGGCGAAAGGACUCCCACCGACAGGCAAUUUUAAUCUUGCAGCUAAGAAGGCGGAGGCUGCCAAGGCUGAUAGUGACUCUGACGACGAUAAGCAGACUACUACUAAAGCGAAGGGCAAGCAACCCGAGAAGACCCCUAGAAGGUCGAAAGCUGAGGUUAACAAACAACCUAAAGGCUCCACGUCUGCUUCCGCGACUACUAAACCCAAGGUCUCUAAGAAGUCCGCGUCGACUGCUACUCCCGCCACCAACAUUGCAGCAAAGCCCAAACGCGCCUAUGCUCCGAAACCCAAGCCGAUUCCCCAACCUCACUGGAAAUCUGUCCAUCUUCCGUCGAACUUCUCUCACUCUGCGGCUCUCGCCCGUAUGGGUGUCCGCGAAUUUGUUCUCCGCUUCUCUAAUUUGUUCGAUAUGACUCGUCCCAACCUCGAGGAGCUCGAGGAGAUCGCAGGGUCGUCCGUCAACGGCCGUCGUCAUGCCGUUCUGGACGAUGACGAGGACGAGGAGAUGAUGACGGAGGAGGAAUGCGAAGUCUCGCUCGGGUGGGUGAGCGAGGUGUGCGUCAAGACCAUCGUCGUCGGCCUGCUCCACCUCAUUGCGGAGAACGACGCUGCGGUUGGCAGCUCACAAGGGAGGAAAUUAGUCCUUACCGCGGCUAAGGAGGCGAACUCAUGUGGCGCGAACCUCUCUCGCCUUUGGGGUGCCCUUGCCUCUAUGCGCUCCUCCCUUUCCGCCCUCGCCGACCCGCUCGACACACUUACCUUCCCGGACCCGCUCCCGCCCCCAGUGUUAGCUACGGCGCAUAGCACGAGGAGUGGGAAGUUAGCUGGGAGCGGUGUACAUGUGGCGACGUCGGCGCAGUUGGUUUACGUGGUCGAGGCGCUCAUAGAGUACGCGAUUGGAGCAGGGAGGGUGAAGGAGGAGAUGGCGCAAGUGGAGGCGCAGAUCAAGGAGCUGGGUAAGGAAGACAGGGAGAGGACGAAAGAAGAGAAGGACAGAUGGGAGGGCGCUAAGAAGGAUGCGGACAAGACGGAUCGUGCGCAGCAUAAGGUAGCCCUCGCAGCCAUCGAACAAGCCCACCGCCUCGCCGUCCAGUCCUACAACCCCCGCUUCUCACCCCUCGGAAUAGACCAUGACGGUCGGAUAUAUUACGCUCUCACACCUUCCUUCGCCGAACAGGAAGCCACUCUCGCGCUCCUCCAAGGCGACAAGAAGAAGUCCGGGAAAGCGAAGGGCAGGGCUCGCAUCACUGACGACGAUAGAAAGGUGUGUGAGAAGUGGGGUUGGUUCGUCGCGGUUUAUGGCAGGAAACCUGCGGCAGAAAAGGGAGCGGCCGCGGAGACCAAACAGAAAGGCAAGAAGAAGGCUGAGGACGAGGACGAGGAAGGGCCGGAUGAUGGAGAGGAGAAGUUCUGGGCGUUUUGGGAACCAGAGGAGGUGAGGAAGGUAGCGAAGUGGAUAGAGUUGAAGAAUGGGCUGGACAAGGAGGAAAAGGUCAAGGCCAAGGGCAAGACUUCCAGUGCGAAGACGACCGACAAGACCGCGGGCGUGUCUGCAGCCAAGCCGAGGCCUAUGAGCCCCACGAAACCGGUCCCUGUUGUUCUUGUUGGGAAGGCGAAGGCUGGGGAAAAGGGACGCGCUGGUCCUUCCACGAGCGGCACUUCGACGAAGGUUACUUCAAGGGCGGCGAGCAGUACAGUCGUUGCUGAUACGGAUGCAGAUGGGGAUGUCGAUAUGGAUUCGAGCUCGAAGGCCUCGUCGCCUCUGUCUGAUGUUUCUGACGUCGAGGACCAGCAUAAGCACGGUCAUGCUGCGGAAGACGUGGAUGAGUUGUCGGAGCUGUCUCCGGCUUCGCUUUCAGAGGAUGAUGACGACGAGGAAAGCGAGGAUGAAGAUGCAGAUGAGCAGGACGCGGAGACGCAGAUGCGGGAGAUGAUGCGCGUAGAUGAGGAGGGGAGGGUGCUGCCCGUCAGGAAGGAUCUCGAGGCGUUGGUCAAGGGGUUGCAAGAGUAUGCGGACAUACUAGAGUGGAGGAUCAGUAGGAUGGUGGAUGACGAGGCUGUGGUUCAGGAGAAGGGGAAGGGAAAAGUUUAGAGUUUGGUGGUUCCCUGUUUGAUGCACGUCGUCCUGCGCCCUUAGAUGGACUUACUAACUUACUCUGUCCCGCUCCAAGUAAAGCUGGUGUUUCUUUUUUCUUUUUCUUUUUCUCUAUCUUACCGUCCUCUCGCGUACAGCGUAGUGCCGAUGUGUUGUAUAGAUCCGGUGCUCUGGCGUUGUGCACUCGGAUCAUCGCUUUCGUCGUCGUAUUCCUCGCUCCCGUCUAGUUCUGCUAAUGCAUCUGAUUGUUGUUUCUCCCAAGUUUUAUUCAGUUUUCGUUCUAUUUACUGUAACUUUUGGCCUCCUUGACCCUGACUUUGACCUUGACAUGACUACAGAACUCUAAUACUACUAGACCACGUUCUGUGCAUUUUAUUUCUGUCAUAUUAUUAGCUUAUCCAUUAUUGUUGC
Molecule: messenger RNA, 2981 nt
Organism: Stereum hirsutum FP-91666 SS1
Lineage: Eukaryota; Fungi; Basidiomycota; Agaricomycetes; Russulales; Stereaceae
Exons: 6
Coding region: 60-2567 (835 amino acids)
Biological process (GO): regulation of DNA-templated transcription
Cellular component (GO): nucleus
Source: RefSeq, a predicted model, not a curated record